Messenger RNA from Hyposmocoma kahamanoa, 984 nucleotides. RefSeq names its product probable palmitoyltransferase ZDHHC24. NCBI's taxonomy places the organism in Eukaryota, Metazoa, Arthropoda, Insecta, Lepidoptera, Cosmopterigidae. Gene Ontology annotation, cellular component: Golgi apparatus; endoplasmic reticulum. Gene Ontology annotation, molecular function: protein-cysteine S-palmitoyltransferase activity. The transcript has a single exon. The coding region runs from base 89 to 964 and encodes 291 amino acids. Gene Ontology annotation, biological process: peptidyl-L-cysteine S-palmitoylation; protein targeting to membrane. The record is from RefSeq and is a predicted model, not a curated record.
UCAUAGUAUUAUUUACUGAGAGAAGCAUUUCGACUUUUGUAAAAACGUUUUAUUCUUGUUUUAGUUCCUUAAGGAUUUUAUUAGCAAAAUGCCAUCGUUUCUUCUGAAAACAGUACAAGCCUACACUACAUUUGUCGUUUAUGCCUUUGAGAAAAUCCAAACCUUUGGUAUAAUCUUUAUUCUUACACCAGGUUAUUACAUCAUACUGCUGACUCUCGUACGGCGUAUGCUGGUCCACACCUAUGACCCAGGAUUAAUCCAACAAAUGUUUGACUUGUUUAUAUCCUGGUUUGGUUUCACCAACAUUGCUGGCAAUUUGAUGAUGAGUGUGCUUACUGAUAGCACGGUGAAGAAAGCUGUCUUUUCCAAUGACACAGCAGAAUAUUGCGCAAUCUGUGACAUAUAUCGCCCGGAGAAGAGCUGGCACUGCAGAACUUGCAAUACUUGCAUCCUCAAGAGAGACCAUCAUUGCGUUAUUUUCUCCCGUUGCAUUGGUCUCCUCAACCAACGGUAUUACCUCCUCUACCUCUUCUAUUUGCCAGUUGGCAUUGCUUACUUCACGUAUUAUUGGUACUACUAUUUAGUCGCGAAACAAAUGGCCAACGAUGGCCAAUAUUUGAAUGAAUAUCACAUCGCAAUUCCUUUGUUGAAAUUUAUUACAAGAUCUUAUCACACCAUCAGUGUUUUGGACUUGGAGAAAUUUAUAUUGUUGAUUAAUAUAGGCUUAUUUAUUUGGACCUUGAGUUUGUUUAUUUUUCAUCUAAAGAACGUGCUUCAAGGUCAGACAUCCUACGAAGCUCGUAUACGUCCUAUAAACUGGAAGUUGAAGAGUUUGUUAGACUGGGCAAAUUGGAAAAUGAGAAUGGAACAUGUUUUUGGCAUAAGAUGGUAUUUUGCAAUUAUUUGGCCUUUCAUCAGCAGCCCUUUGCCAAGUACUGCGGCAGGGUUUCAGAAAAUGUAUUGAAAAUACUUUGGUACGUAGCC